CUCCAGUACUAGAGACAGAUACAAAAGGAGACAUCACACCACCCCCCAGCCCAGCCCAGCCAAAGCGCAAGCAUUCCCAAGCAACACAACACGGCCGGCCGGCCUCCCAAGAACACCAAGAACCUUCCUCCGAUCCUCCCCUUUCCCGUCCCACCAAUCCGACCUAGGUGUCUGUGCGUGCUAGCAAGGCACGUACGCUCCGAUCGGGGCGCGCCGGUGGCCGGGAGAUGGAGGCCAGCUCGGCUGCGUCGCCGGACCUCUCGCUGCACAUCAGCCUGCCCAGCACUGGGCCGCCGACGGGCCCGGGGGGCGGCGGAGGCGGGCGCGGGCCUGUGGGCGGCGGAGGCGGGGAUCCCUGGAGGAGGCUGAACGGGUCCACGGCGUCCACGGAGCUGUCCUUGUCUCCGCCCCUCCUGGCCGCCGACCAGGAGGGCGCCGCGCUGCCGUGGCGGCACAGGCCUUCGUCGUCGGCUGCGGCGUCCUCGGCCGCCACCACGUCCGCCCAGGCCGCGCUGAUAACCAUGCCGAUGCUGCAGCCGCUGGACGCGGGUGUCGGCGGCGCGUCGGCGGCGCCGCCAAUCCGGGGGAUACCUAUCUACAACGGCGCCGGGGGCUUCCCGUUCCUGCCGCCGGCGCCUGGGGGAGGAGAAGGGCACCACCUCCCGAAGGUCGGGUUCUACAGCUACCACCAUCCGGCGGCGUGGCCCUCCUCCCUGGGAUCGACGUCGCCGUCCUCUCUCGGGCCGGGGCCGGCGCCACCCGCGAAUUCCUUCGACCCCACGGCGGCGUUCCUGUCGUCGGCCGCGCACCAUCGGAUGCUGUCGGCCUCCGGAAGACUAAACGGCAUGCUCUCCGACACCCUGCGUAGCUACGGCGCCCCCGGCGGCGGCGUCGGCAUGGGUCUCGGCGGACACCAUCAUCAUCUCCACGGCGCGCAGCCCUUCGGGCUGGGGUCCCGGUUCAUGCCCAAGCUCCCCGCCAAGCGCAGUAUGCGCGCGCCCCGCAUGCGCUGGACCAGCACCCUCCAUGCCCGCUUCGUCCACGCCGUGGAGCUCCUCGGCGGCCACGAGAGGGCGACGCCCAAGUCAGUCCUAGAGCUCAUGGACGUGAAGGAUCUGACGCUAGCGCAUGUGAAGAGCCAUCUCCAGAUGUAUCGAACCGUCAAGAGCACUGACAAGCCUGCGGCCUCAGGCCCGACCGACGGCGGCUCCGGCGACGACGACUUCCCCAGCGCCGGUGGCCAGGCCGGGUCCGGUGGCGACAACAACAUGUGCCCGAGGCCGUUCCCGGAGCACCGGUCCACCUCCGAGGGCACGGCGAGCUCCGUCGGUGGCGGCGGCGACAUGGACCAGUCCUCGGCAGGGAACGCCAGCACCAAGUGGAGCAACUCCUCAAGGGACCCAUGGGUGUCAUCUAAUUCUUGCAACAUGGAUGCUCAUCGCUCCAUUGGACUGUCUUCUCCAAUGGAGAACAUGGAGCCCUGCAGAUCAACCGGCUCGCAAGUGUCGAACCACGAGCUGAGCAGCCCGAGCCUGGAGUUCACGCUGGGGAGACCGGACUGGCAUGGCGCGGAUCAUGACUAGCCAUUGAGUCAUCAGAUCGACAAGAAAAACCUAGCAACGCUAAUUUUCGGUCCAAGAUAGUACACCGGUACUGAUCAUCUUUUAGUUGAGUUUGCCCCGGCCCCAAGUCCGGCCGCUUCCGUGAAGAAAUCAACGGCAACUUCAGACAUAUCGCUCCGCCGGAAUAGGAGAAGCACCCAGCAUGGUCGGGAAAAGCUAUAUAUAUACCGGAUUGAUAUCUGUUAGUUUAAAUUCGAGGUUUCUUUCUUGGUUCCUAUAUAUGUUUUGCCGGCCGGCCCAUGCAUGCAUGCCUUGUACUCCUAGCUAGCUACUCCUAGAUAGUAGUUUUAUUAUCUUCUCUUGGGCCUCUUUGAUUAGUUGUGUUCCCUUCUUGUGUGGCGAGAUCUAUUAUAGUUGCCCGGCGUGUGUGAGUGACUGAGUGGUCGGUGUGACGUUGGUGCAAAGUGUAGCGUGUGAAAGGAGGUGCGUACGAUGAGCACAUGGAAAGUUGGAAAGGCCAAGAGAGGAAAAAAGAAUGAGUUGUG
Molecule: messenger RNA, 2107 nt
Organism: Triticum dicoccoides
Lineage: Eukaryota; Viridiplantae; Streptophyta; Magnoliopsida; Poales; Poaceae
Product: probable transcription factor RL9
Exons: 6
Coding region: 228-1583 (451 amino acids)
Biological process (GO): abaxial cell fate specification; regulation of DNA-templated transcription
Cellular component (GO): nucleus
Molecular function (GO): transcription cis-regulatory region binding
Source: RefSeq, a predicted model, not a curated record